CGUUAUCAAAAAGUUUUUUCCGCGAUCCGCGAAAAACGGGAAAAGUGCGAGCGAUUUUCCUACCAAAGGAAGCGCGUUUCAUCGGAGUUUGCUUGUGCGAGAGACGGAAAAAGCAGAUUUCGUGGUGGCCACCGGACCGGAGGAGAAUUCCGAUCGUACGACUGAUCGUGAGAAAAGUGAGUUGUGAGAGUGUUACAGGCAAUGUGUUACGAUCAUGUCCGAGGCACCGGAAGUGAAACGUGUAAAAUUGUCCGACGAUGCUGAGCCAGGUGUUCGCGAAGAGCUUAAGGAUCCUGAAAAGCUACGAAUAGAAUCGAUUUUAGCCGACGAAUACACCAAACAGAUCGCUAUGAUCGAAGUAUGCGUCGGUAGCGUGGCGGACAGUAAACACCUCUCGAAACUUGUGCCAGCGCUGGCGAAGAUUCUACCACUGACCAGUUUGCAGCAUCUAAAACGUGUAAACCGCGAUGGAACGAUCAUACUGGCACCGGUAGAAGAACUGAACAGAAAGCUUGGCGAUGGAGCGGAGAAUGAAACGACAGCCGUCCUGCUCCAGGCAUACCUACGAUCCGAAGGAUUGCUCGAUAAAUCGCUCAUCGAUGGAUUGUGUGCUGGAAUGAAGAUUGUAUCUGUACCCGCAACGCAACCAUUGCUUCGUUGGCAGUACGAUCUUGUGAAUUCGGUCUGGCCAUGUAAGUUCCAUCCUAACCGUCACAAUGAAGCCCUCUACACCAACACACUAUUCGACAAGCAUGAGGCGCACCAGCAUCGACAAAUUAUGGAACUGUGUUUGUGGCUUGGCAAACAGGAAAAGGGUCGACCAAUUGGGGUAUGCGUCAAUCCACGGCUUGGCUCGCGGAUUGCAGCCAUCGGUGUUGGCCGUAGCGAACAGCAUCCCGUCUGGCACUGUCCGAUGGUGCUGAUCGAUAUGGUAGCCGUAUCCCAAUCCGGUGGCAUCUGGAACCGUUUGCCAUCGACAAGUACAGGAGGGCCUCUUCGUGAGGAUGGCUUCCAUUAUGGUGGCAUCGAACCACGGUAUGAGCGAUUAGUGCGUGAGCAGUACGGCGAGCUGUUCAGCUUCGGAGCGGAACCUAUUCGGAACGGCGGAACGACAGCGCUAGCGCGGGACGAAUCGGGCGAUUCAGAUAAUCUGAUCAAGUAUGGACCAUAUUUGUGCACGGGCUAUGAUGUGUACCUUACGCAUGAACCGUGUAUCAUGUGCGCCAUGGCCCUAACUCAUAGUCGCGUUCGGCGGGUAUUUUAUCAUCAUCUCAACGCUCACGUAGGCGCACUCGGGAGUCUAGUAAAGCUGCACACGAUCAAGGAAUUGAAUCAUCGUUACGAAGCAUUUCGUAUACUGUAAUGUACCUCGUCAUCGUCUCGAUCGGCUCUUCAGCAAAAUAAACAACCUGACUUUACAACAAAUAACAUUGGAACCUGUUCUGUCCCUAGAGAAAAAAAAACACGGUUCAAAUGUGUCUUUUUUCCCAGUUUCUCGUAAAAAAAAACUUCAAUCAAAAUGGCGAGCCUUUUGCCCGGUUCCAGUCACGUGAUCUGCUGGCAUUGCUUUUUAUGAUCCUCCCUC
Messenger RNA from Anopheles darlingi, 1585 nucleotides. Its product is annotated as probable inactive tRNA-specific adenosine deaminase-like protein 3. The transcript has 2 exons. Gene Ontology annotation, cellular component: cytoplasm; nucleus. Gene Ontology annotation, molecular function: tRNA-specific adenosine-34 deaminase activity. Bases 215 to 1363 code for a protein of 382 amino acids. NCBI's taxonomy places the organism in Eukaryota, Metazoa, Arthropoda, Insecta, Diptera, Culicidae. Gene Ontology annotation, biological process: tRNA wobble adenosine to inosine editing. The record is from RefSeq and is a predicted model, not a curated record.